UAUAAUAUAUUAAUUUAUAUGGUGCAGCCUGGAACAUACUUUUAUCAUGGACACCAUGGUAUGCAAAGAGCAGCAGGUUUGUACGGUUCACUGAUAGUGGAUUUGCCAAAAGGACAAAACGAAUCGUUUCAUUAUGAUGGUGAGUUCAACCUUCUUCUAAGUGAUUUGUGGCACAUCAGCUCACAUGAACAAGAAGUUGGACUCUCCUCAAAACCAUUAAAAUGGAUAGGUGAACCUCAGAGUCUGUUGAUAAAUGGAAGGGGACAAUUCAAUUGUUCUCUGGAAGCUAAAUUCGGAAACACCACUCUACCAGAGUGCCAAUUUAAAGGUGGUGAAGAAUGUGCCCCACAAAUUCUUCAUGUGGAGCCAAACAAGACCUACAGAAUUAGGGUUGCCAGUACCACUUCCCUAGUUGCACUCAACUUAGCCAUUUCGGAUCACAAACUUGUUGUGGUGGAAGCUGAUGGAAACUAUGUUACACCAUUUGUGGUUGAUGACAUGGAUAUUUACUCAGGUGAGACCUACUCGGUUCUCCUUCGUACAGAUCAAGAUCCAAACAAAAACUAUUGGCUUUCAAUUGGAGUUAGAGGAAGAAAACCUAACACCACACAAGGCUUAACCAUUCUGAACUACAAGACAAUUUCUGCCUCAGUUUUCCCAACUUCUCCACCACCCGUCACACCCCUUUGGAAUGAUUUUGAACGUAGCAAAGCAUUCACUAAGAAAAUCAUAGCCAAGAUGGGAACUCCACAACCUCCACAACGUUCUGAUCGUACAAUUUUCCUUCUCAACACCCAAAAUCGUGUUCAUGGGUUCACCAAAUGGUCCAUUAACAAUGUGUCCCUAACAUUGCCAGCGACCCCUUACUUGGGUUCCAUCAAGUUCAGACUAAACGAUGCUUUUGAUCAAACACCUCCACCUGUGACCUACCCUCAAGAGUAUGACAUUUUCAACCCUCCUGUGAAUCCUAACUCAACCGUUGGCAAUGGGGUGUACAAGUUCAACCUUGGUGAGGUUGUUGAUGUAAUACUGCAAAAUGCAAACCAAUUGAGUGGAAAUGGUAGUGAGAUUCACCCUUGGCACUUGCAUGGGCAUGACUUUUGGGUUUUGGGAUAUGGAGAAGGCAAAUUCAAACAAGGUGAUGAGAAGAAAUUCAACUUGACACAUGCACCAUUGAGGAACACUGCUGUAAUAUUCCCAUAUGGAUGGACUGCAUUGAGGUUUAAGGCAGAUAAACCAGGAGUUUGGGCAUUCCAUUGCCACAUUGAACCACAUUUGCACAUGGGAAUGGGUGUGAUUUUCGCGGAGGGUGUUCACAAAGUUGGAAAAAUUCCAAGGGAAGCAUUAACUUGUGGGCUUACUGGGAAGAAACUAGUAGAAAAUGGACUCUACUAAAACUAGAUACACUACACGUGCUUAAUAUGGUCUUACUCUUUUAAGUGUAUUAUUCCUUUAUUCUUCUUCAAAAUUAUUUGUAGAUUUUGUUAUGCA
This is a messenger RNA of Vigna umbellata (rice bean), 1491 nucleotides long. NCBI's taxonomy places the organism in Eukaryota, Viridiplantae, Streptophyta, Magnoliopsida, Fabales, Fabaceae. The record is from RefSeq and is a predicted model, not a curated record.